AUGACAAUGUUUGCCCAUAACUUUAUUUACAUCUUAAGUGGUGUUGUAAUUUCACUAAUAUUGUGUAUUAGUGAAGCAAAUGGAAUCACCAAUGAGUCUUCUAAUCAGUGUGCUCAAUAUAAUCAUGAAUUUUGCGUCUCAGAUGAAGACUGUAUUGAAAUAACGCACGCGAAAUGCUCUACGGAGAAGAAAUGUGUUUGCAGAGCGAAAAAUCUCAGGUUAAACGAAACAUACUGUGCGCCAAUACUGGGAGGAUUUUGUUGGAAGAACGAGACGUGCGUAACUAGAAAUGCUCUGUGCAUUAAAAAUCAGUGUCGUUGCAAGAAAAACUACUCAGUGAGCGAAGAUCAGUGCUUACCAGUUUUCAUAGGCUCACAUUGCAGUUAUGAUAGAGAUUGUGCUAAAAUAAAAUUUGCAAAAUGCUCGGAAAAUAAUUAUUGCGAUUGUUCACUCAAUACAGUUGUUAUAGAAAACAAUUCAUGUGGAUCGGUGUUAGAUAGUUACUGUGCGACGGAUAGCGAUUGCCUAGGCACAAAUUUGGUAUGCAAGAACAAUAAAUGCCAAUGUAGGCCAGAAUACGUCGCUAUCAAUAGAAAUCAAUGCAUACGACCUAAUUCAGGAAUUUCCUGCACUAAUGAUGAUUUUUGCAAAGUUUUCAUGAAUAAUGCAAUAUGUGCCGAAAAUAACACAUGUAUUAGUAAUCAGGAUAUUGACCAAGUGAAUCAAGAGACAUAUGUAUCAUUGGACACGAUUGAUAAGUGUAGAGUUUAA
Cotesia glomerata is the source of this 771-nucleotide messenger RNA. Its product is annotated as sortilin-related receptor-like. The coding region runs from base 1 to 771 and encodes 256 amino acids. NCBI's taxonomy places the organism in Eukaryota, Metazoa, Arthropoda, Insecta, Hymenoptera, Braconidae. The transcript is spliced from 4 exons. The record is from RefSeq and is a predicted model, not a curated record.